AUGAAACGAAGCCACAUAGCAAAGGCUGAGCCCGCCGUCAAUCUGGACUACGACGCCAGAGUCCCGAUCCCGUUCAGCUUUUUCCCUUCAGCUUACAGGGACGAAAGCGAGGAGGAAAUCACACACGUCAAGGUAGAGGGAGAAACAACACAACGAGAGCGCGUCGGACGGGAGGAUCGUUACUCUUCCGUUUCAGCAUCUCUUCCGGGCCGCAAGGAUCGUACUCGAUACGACGAGGAAGAAGUCCAUAUUCACGAAGAGAAUCGUGAUCGCCGUCCGACUCGCAAAGAAGAGACCGUCAUCUACGACAAGGAAGAGGAUCGUUAUCGCGACAACCGUCACACCGAAGCAGAGGUUUCAGGUCACAGCCACCGAGAUCACGAUCGCCGCCACACCGACACUAAAAUCGAUAUCGAGGUAGAUCGUCGCGACAGCGAGCUUGAUCAUACCGAGAGCGAAUUUCGACGUCGAACGCAGCCAACUUACGACGUAGAGUACGAGCGUCGUCGUCCACGAGGUGAAGAGGUCGUAGAAGAAAAGGACAUCGUAGUUGAUAAGGAACGCCGACACGGUAUGGGUUACUACGACGACGACGGCCGUUAUCACUCCUUCCGCCACGGCUUGGAAAAAGCGACUGACCGUGUGUUUCAUCCUUUCCACCCGCACCACGAACGUGAGCGCGAGGAGGUCAUCAUCGAGAAGGAAGAGCGCGAGCGGGGGCCUGUGCGUUAUCGCGACGGGGUCCGCGAAACGGUUCGAUAUGUCGAACGUGGUGGAGGCCCAAAUACCAUCACUAUUCCCUGCCACCAUAUUCGUAUUGGGGAUCUCCUGAUCUUGCAGGGUCGACCCUGCCAGGUCAUUCGGAUCACGACUUCCGCUCAAACCGGUCAAUACCGAUAUUUGGGGGUCGAUCUAUUCACCAAACAAUUGCAGGAAGAAUCUAGCUUCGUGUCCAACCCAACUCCCUCUGUCAUUGUUCAGAACAUGCUAGGACCAGUCUUCAAGACCUAUCGUGUACUGGACAUCCGUGAUGACGGCCGGAUCGUCGCCAUGACCGAGACUGGUGAUGUCAAGCAAAGCCUCGCUGUGAUCGAUCAGGGGGUUUGUGGUCCCGACUCAACGAAUCCUUUGCGAACGGCCGUGGCAGUGUUAGGGCCAUGGUCAUCAAUGACGGUGGGCGUGAGCUUGCCGUAG
Bacidia gigantensis is the source of this 1194-nucleotide messenger RNA. RefSeq lists its product as uncharacterized. The transcript has 4 exons. Gene Ontology annotation, molecular function: ribosome binding; RNA binding; translation elongation factor activity. Lineage: Eukaryota; Fungi; Ascomycota; Lecanoromycetes; Lecanorales; Ramalinaceae. The record is from RefSeq and is a predicted model, not a curated record. Gene Ontology annotation, biological process: positive regulation of translational elongation. The coding region runs from base 1 to 1194 and encodes 397 amino acids.